UAUUUUCUACCGUCGAAAUCUGUCGGCGACCCGCAAUUGCUCCGCCACAGGAAGAGAAGCUUCGGAGAUUUCACUAUCAAACAGCCGAGUUUCGGCUCAUAAGCUUCCUUAUUGAAGCUUGCUUAUGUUGGCUUCAAUGGCGGAAGCGGGAAAUGAGGAAUUAGCAACCGGAUAUGAAGUUUAAUGAAAAAUGUCAUUCAGAACAACCAUCAAACACCUUCAGUGCAACCGCCGAACCUUCGCAGCAUCCCUCUCUCUUGCCCGCUUCAGCUCUUCCGCCGCCGCGCAUCCACCACGGCGUCCCUCGAUUACUGUUCAGUUCCAAAAUCUUCCCAAUCUCAACGACCAGGAUCCCUACUCUUACCUCAAAGAAGACCCAAUUGAAAUCUGCUCGUCUUUAUGGGCGAAAACCUUCGCUUCUCUUCCCAAUAGUUCAUUCUCCGAUCUUUCGAGCUUUCUUUCCAAAUUCGAUUUAUGGGUAUUGGCGUAUCAGCGAUCAUGUGCGGAUGUGACCGGAACUUUCCCCCCUCGCAACGCCAUUCAUUCUCAUGUUCUCCGCGACCUACUUUCUCUUCGCAACGCUGUAAUUAAUGGGAAAUUUUCGUGGAACAGGAAGGCUUAUCAGUUAAUUCGAAGCCCUAAUGAUAAAUCUCGGACCAAUCUCAUUUCCAAGCGCAAGCUCCAAGCGAUGCUCGAGUCCGAUGAGCCCUGCUUUCAGGACAGGAUUGUUCAGGAGGUGUUACUGAAUAUAUUAGAACCUGUUUUCGAGGCUCGAUUCUCGCCGAAAUCGCACGCGUUUCGGCCGGGCCGGAAUGCCCAUUCUUUCAUUCGAACCAUUCGAAGCAACUUCGCUGGGUACCUCUGGUUCUUAAAAGCCGAUUUGAGUGAGAUUUUCAGUCAUGUUGAUGAAAAUGUGGUGAUGGGUUCCUUAGAGAAGGCUGUCAAGGACAAAAAGAUUUUGCGUUUAGUCAAGUCCGCGCUCCAAUCACCGAGGCAUAGUCGGCCUCGAGUUGAAGAUUAUGAGGAGAUGAAAAAGAAGAAAAGAAAAGGGGCUACGAAGAAGAAGAAGAUACUCAAUGAGAAUGAACCCAAACCUGAUCCAUAUUGGUUAAGAACAUUCUUCAAUUUCGCACCAGAAGAAGCUGCCAAGGUACCUUCUUAUGGCUACUGUGGAAUUUUGAGUCCUUUACUCGCUAAUAUAUGUCUUAAUGAAUUGGAUCUUGUAAUGGAAGAUAAGAUAGUUCAGUAUUUUAGGCCGUCCAAGCUUGAUUCCAUCUGGAGAGACUCCAUUAAAGAUGGCUGCCAUAACCCAGCUUGGCCGGAGUUUGUUCCAGCUAGUGGUAAGGAAAAAACUAGAAAAAUGGAUUACAUACGACAUGGAGGCCAUUUCUUGGUGGGCAUUCGAGGGCCUAGGGAGGAUGCAGUGAGAAUUAGAAAGGAAAUCAUCGAGUUUUGUGAGAGUAAAUUUGGGAUAAGGCUGGAUAAUUCAAAAAUAGAGAUUGAACAUAUUAGCAGAGGAAUUCUUUUCUUGGACCAUAUGAUUUGCCGUAGAAUAAUACACCCUACACUUCGAUAUACCUCCUCUGGAGGUACUAUUGUGAGCCAAAAGUGUGUUGGAACUUUGCUUUCGGUUACUGCUAGCUUGCAGCAAUGUAUUCGUAAGUUCAGGCGGGUUGAACUCGUUAAAGGAGAUAGAGAUCCUGAGCCUCUACCUUGCAAUCCAAUGCUAUAUUCAAGUCAAGCUCAUACAAAUUCUCAGAUGAAUAAAUUCCUUGAGACAAUGGCUGAUUGGUACCAAUAUGCUGAUAAUCGGAAGAAAAUUGUUGGGUUUUGUGCUUAUGUUAUACGGAGUUCAUUGGCUAAACUGUAUGCUGCUAGGUAUCGACUAAAAUCUCGAGCCAAGGUGUAUAGGAUAGCCUCGCGGAAUUUAAGCCGUCCAUUGAUAGAGAGCAGUAACAAUGCAGCACCCGAGUAUUCUGAUCUUCUGAGAAUGGGACUUGUCGAUGCAAUUGAAGGUGUGCAGUUCUCUCGCAUGUCUAUGAUUCCCUCUUGUGAUUACACUCCCCUCCCUCGGAAUUGGGUCCCAGAUCACGAGAAUGUAUUGCGAGAGUAUAUCAAGCUACAAGAUCCAAAGUUGUACUCUGAAUUGCAUAGCUUAAUCAAGAGUCAAGGGUUGAGUUUGCCCCAAGAUGAGAUAUCUGAAACUGUAUGGGGAUAUAAGAUCCUUGGUGCCUGUCACUUCAAGCCUAAUGUCGGAAACGAAAGAGAAGGCGGUUGAAGAAAGAACUGGAAGCAUGCUGUUAAGCCUGCCACAUAAUACGAAUUAAAUCGAAUCUCAAGUCACUUCCAGAGUUAAUCGGCUGGAACAGAGGCAAUUAUGGAGUGAGUUCGGGCACAUUUCUAUUGACUGAGGGGGAAAGCAAGAGACAACCAAACUCAAGAACACCACUAUUAAGCAAAGAGAGGCAAAGCAAGAUAAGAAAAAGAUAAAUGCCUCUGUCCUCUGUGAAAAAGGGUACUGCCAACGUUAUACACAACUGUUGGUGCUUAUUCUAUUUAAUUAUUUUCCAUCUGUCUUGGUGUUGGAAUUUAUUUUAUUUUGUUUUGGUAAGGAAAAAGAAAUCACAAGCCAGAUAACCAUAGGAAGUGCUUCUAUAUAUCAUUCUCGUGGGAUACAAGGAAGACACCUUCCUCCAAAAACAAAUAGGUUUGAAUCCCUACUCCGUAUUUGUGAUCAUAUUCUAAGGAAAAAAAAAUGGCACCCACCCUAGUGUAGUAGAAUAUUGUAGCAAGGGUCGGUUUAUCGUUGAUAUACAGUUUUCUGGUUUGAUCAUUUCAUUAAAAAGUAAGUCAAAAGUACCGAAAGUAAAGAGGAGUUGGAAUGACUAAACAUGGCGACCACCUACAAAUUUCUUUGGCAACUAAAUAUGACAAGGUUGGAUGCUUAUCUUGUGAGAUUGGUCGAGGUCUGUGCCCAAGAAAAUCUUGCUGAUGAAAUCUAGUUGAAAAGAACUGAUCAAGAAGUUGUGCCCUCAACUCCUUUUCUUUUUGUUAGUGGUGGUUGUUACUAUAUCAAAGCAUAUGGCUGUUUACGAUGCUGUGAAGCUAAAAAUGGAAAGUAGAACUCCGUUCCAUUGUUGAGUAAAGCUUGAAAUUAUUACGUCUUUGGGAA
Molecule: messenger RNA, 3172 nt
Organism: Momordica charantia (bitter melon)
Lineage: Eukaryota; Viridiplantae; Streptophyta; Magnoliopsida; Cucurbitales; Cucurbitaceae
Gene: NMAT1
Product: Intron maturase, type II family protein
Biological process (GO): mRNA processing
Source: RefSeq, a predicted model, not a curated record